Phytophthora infestans T30-4 is the source of this 2416-nucleotide messenger RNA. RefSeq lists its product as uncharacterized. The transcript has 3 exons. The record is from RefSeq and is a predicted model, not a curated record. Lineage: Eukaryota; Oomycota; Peronosporomycetes; Peronosporales; Peronosporaceae. Bases 1 to 2304 code for a protein of 767 amino acids.
AUGACGAGGGCGACGUCAUCUCCAGACGACCUUACCACCCACAACUCAGUUUUACUUAUUGAGGAAGAGCCGAAGAACAUGAAGUCGUACGCGGCGUUCGUGUUACUCGCCACCGCGGCCACGUUGGCUGCGUCCAACCCCAACCAAAGCUACCAGGGAGACGGCUCGGCCACGCAGCCUCCUACAGCCACGCAGCCCCCAGUGACGGAACCGCCCUCGACUACUCAGCCUCCUGUGACGGAAUCACCCUCGACCACGCAGCCCACGCACUCUUCAAGCGGAAGUGAUACCACUCAGGACGGCGGUUUGGAGACCCCGCUGCCGACCCCGCCGCACACUUUGACACCCGAGACGGUUGCGCCGUCGACUACGUCUCCUCCGCUUGAGUCACACGCGGGCAGCGGCGAGCAGACACAACAGGCUUCGACCUCGACGAGUGGACACGACGAUUCUUCACUCCCUGGGGACUUGGAGACUCAGUUGCCGAUAAUUUCUCCUACUUUGGCUCCGGCGACGACAGUUCCACCUGUUGAGCAGCAUCCAGGCUCAUCAAGCAACCCGGAUGACUCUCAGACCACGCAGGACUCGACCGCGGCAAGUGGAAGCGAAGCUGAACAGCAGAGCUCAAACCCUGGAAGUGCUGAUACUGACUUGACUGAGACACCGACGAUUCCUCCUGCAACGACGGCUCCACCCACCGAGCUGCCAGGAUCAGCGAGUGACCACGAGGCCUCUCAAACGUCUAAUGGAAGUGACGCGUCUCAGCAGCACUCGACGUCCGCAAGCGCCGAUACUGAAGUGACACAGGCCCCAACGCUUCCUCCAACUAGUCCACCCUCAACGACAGCUCCACCCACAGAGCAGCACAGUGGCAGUAGCGCUUCUCAGCAGGGAUCGGUCUCUGCAAGUGGAAGCGGAGAAACCCAAGCUCCUAGCCAGUCCUCGCACUCAAAUCAACAGGACGCGACGACGACAGCGCCUCCGACUGAGCAAUUGACCCCAAUAAGUGGCAGCGGCGAUUCUCACGACCAGAACUCAAAGUCUGGAAGCUCAGAAGGCCCAACAAACGAGCCAACGAUUCCUCCGACGUUGGCGCCGUCGACGACGGCUCCCGAGCAGCAAAAGAGUUCGUCAAGUGGCAGUGACGAUCAUCAGAGCUCAAAUUCUGGCAGCGCUGGACGCCCCACGACGACGCCGGCUCCUGCUACUACCGCGCCAAGCACUGAGGCUCCUCCAGUCUCGGAACAGUCGAGCACCUCAAGCAGUGCGAGCGCGUCUCAGCAUGACUCAAACUCAGGAAGUACGGAUGAUAACAAGACGCAGACACCGACGAUGCCUCCUACGGCUACUCCCGUGACAGAGACACCCGCAACAACGACGCCGACUACCACGAAGCCGUCGACCUCAUCAAGUGGGAGUGAUGCUGGGCAAAAGGACGACUCUGCUCCGAGCUCAUCAAGUGGAAGCUAUGAGACUUCUGGAAGUACAGAUGACAGCAACAGCCAGACGACACCGACGAUGCCUCCUACGGUUACCCCGAAGACGGAUACCCCCGUAACAACAGCUCCGUCUCCAGCAGACUCGUCGAGUAGCAACGACUCUACUCAUCAUGACUCUACUUCAGCCAGUGGACACCAGGAGCAGACUCCAAGCGGCGGAACCGACCACGGCCAGGAGGCUCCGGUCGCAACCAUGCCCCCUCCUGUUGCCCCUAAGACGAAUGCUCCAGCGACAAAAGCCCCGUCAGAGUCAACAGACAACGAGGUUACUCAGACGUCCCAGCAGGAAUCGAGUGCUGGAAGUGGAAGCGACGAGACUCAGAGCUCCGAAAGCAAUGACAAGGAGACCCCGUCGCCUACCAUGCCCUCUGUCAUCCAUCCCGCGACGAAGGCACCAGUGACAACUGCCCCAGUUAGCGAGGAGUCCGACUCCUCGAGCGGUAGCGAUGUCACGCAAAAGAUUCAGGUGAAGACACACUCGGAGACGACGAGCGACACCAAGACACAGUCUCCGACUAUGCCUCCUACUGUCCCUCCCGCGACUAAGGCCCCGGCCACGACAGUGCCUACCACCGAACAGCAGUCACGCGACGACGACCCCGUUCAAGAAUCGAGUCUGUCGACACAAGACGCCGACACUGUGGCACCUGAAGACGACGCGGAUAAUACGCACACUGACACCGUGGCAUCUGAACAUGACGCGGAUACUACACAGACCGACACUGUGGCUGCUAAACAUGACGCGGGUGCAAAGCAGACCGCAGUUGGCCACAAAGCCACGGGAGCUACCAACUGCGCGAUGUAGUUCCUUGCGGAAAAUUACGGAGAACCGAACCGUGUUGACUCCAAGUAAGUAAGGCUUACUGUAAGCAUUCUAGAGAUAUACUACUAAUUGCAUGGGCAUUCGUGCCCUUUUU